Molecule: messenger RNA, 3243 nt
Organism: Aspergillus aculeatinus CBS 121060
Lineage: Eukaryota; Fungi; Ascomycota; Eurotiomycetes; Eurotiales; Aspergillaceae
Product: peroxidase/cytochrome P450 family protein
Exons: 7
Coding region: 1-3243 (1080 amino acids)
Biological process (GO): response to oxidative stress
Molecular function (GO): heme binding; iron ion binding; monooxygenase activity
Source: RefSeq, a predicted model, not a curated record
AUGGCUACCAAGCAGGAAAAGUCCCUCCUGAACGGUGUUGGAAGCAAGAUCUCCCAGGUCGAGAAAGUCAUUUCAGCAUCCUUACGGCCAUUGCCUACUACAACGGGCGAUGGAACAUACAUCACAGAGCAGGUGCAGACAGGCCUCGUCAAGGACCUGGGCCAUGUCGACCUCGAUAGCGUCAAGGCCAUUUUGGAGAUUGUUAAGGAUACUGCAACAGGCGAGCCGCUCAAUGACAGACACUAUAUCAUGGAGCGAGUGAUCCAACUCGCUUCCGGUCUGCCGUCAACCUCCCGAAACGCGAAAGCUUUGACAAACACUUUCCUCAAACAACUAUGGAACGAUUUGGAGCAUCCGCCAAUCUCCUACCUCGGUUCGGACCACGUAUACAGACAAGCGGAUGGCUCAGGCAAUAACUUCCUAUGGCCUCACAUUGGUGCCGCUGGUUCCCACUAUGCCAGGUCUGUACGCCCAACAACGGUACAGUCUCCUUCUCUUCCAGAGCCUGAGACUCUUUUUGCCUCUCUCUUGGAGCGAAAGGAUUACAAGGAGCACCCGAACAAGAUCUCCAGCAUCCUGUUCUACCUUGCUUCUAUCAUCAUUCAUGAUCUUUUCCAAACCGACCGCAAUGAUUAUACUGUGAGCUUGACAUCUUCUUACUUGGAUCUGUCGCCUUUAUAUGGCAACAACCAAGAGGAGCAGAAUCAGGUAAGGACAUUCAAGGACGGAAAACUGAAGCCGGAUUGCUUCUCCAGCAAACGUAUUCUGGGCUUUCCCCCAGGUGUCGGUGUCCUUUUGAUCAUGUUCAACCGCUUCCACAACUAUGUAGUCGAAAAUCUGGCUACCAUCAACGAGGGCGGUCGUUUCACCAAGCCGGAUGAGUCGAAUACCAAAGCAUAUGCGAAGUACGACAAUGACCUAUUCCAGACUGCUCGACUGGUGACCUCCGGCUUGUAUAUCAACAUUAUUUUAAAGGACUACGUUCGCACAAUUUUGAACAUCAACCGAACGGACAGCACCUGGAGUCUGGAUCCUCGAGCAGAGAUGCAAGAUGGACUUCUAGGUGAGGCACCAGCACAGGCCACUGGUAACCAAGUUUCUGCUGAGUUCAAUCUCGUUUACCGCUGGCACUCUUGUAUCUCCAAGCGGGAUGAGAAAUGGACGCAGGAUAUGUACCGCGAGUUGUUCCCUGGCAAAGAGCCGGAAGAUAUCUCUCUGCGAGAAUUUCUGCGGGGAGUUGGUCAGUGGGAAGCUCGUCUACCAGAGGAACCUUCCGAACGCCCGUUCGCUGGGCUACAGCGCAAGGAAGAUGGAUCGUUGGACGAAGGUGAACUGGCUAAGCUGUUUGCGGACAGUGUUGAAGAUUGUGCGGGUGCCUUUGGAGCAUCAAAUGUUCCUUCGGUCUUCCGCAACAUCGAAGCCCUGGGUAUCAUGCAGGCCCGCUCAUGGAACUUGGCCACGUUGAACGAAUUCCGAAAAUACUUCAACCUCACGCCUUACAGGACAUUUGAGGAAAUCAACUCUGACCCUUACAUUGCUGGUCAGCUCAAGAGGCUGUACGAGCACCCCGACCUGGUCGAAAUCUACCCGGGCAUCAUUGUGGAAGACGCGAAGGAAUCUACUAUCCCUGGAAGUGGCCUGUGCACGAACUACACGAUAUCGAGAGCUAUCCUCUCCGAUGCCGUAGCUUUGGUCCGUGGUGAUCGCUUCUAUACGGUGGACUACACGCCAAAGCAUCUGACGAAUUGGGCAUACAAUGAGAUCCAGUAUCAAGAUACUGUUGAUCAGGGGCAUGUCUUCUACAAGCUUGUCUUGCGUGCAUUCCCCAACACCUUUGCCGGCAACUCUAUAUAUGCUCAUUUCCCUCUUGUUGUUCCGUCCGAGAAUGAGAAGAUUUUCAAGGAUCUUGGCCGUUUUGACGACUACAGCUGGGAUCGGCCCAGCCUCACCCCACCUCCACAGUUCAUCUCCUCGAAUGCCGCCUGUAUGGCCAUUCUGAGCGAUCAAGAGACCUUCAAGGUCACCUGGGGUAAGAAGAUUGAGUUUCUCAUGCGUCACAACAAUCAGCCUCACGGCCGGGACUUUAUGCUGUCUGGAGACAAACCACCGAAUGCCGCGUCCCGGAAGAUGAUGGGAGCAGCCCUCUAUCGUGACAAGUGGGAGAGUGAAGCUAAGAAGUUCUAUGAGGCCAUCACCUUGAAACUUUUGCAUCAGCAUUCGUAUCAGAUUGCCGGUGUCAAUCAGGUCGAUAUUGUUCGCGACAUCGCCAAUCUCGCGCAGGUUCAUUUCUGCGCGAAUGUGUUUUCUCUGCCUCUCAAAACUGAAUCGAAUCCCAGGGGUAUCUUCACGGAACAAGAACUCUAUGAGAUAAUGGCUCUCGUGUUUGCGUCGAUCUUCUACGAUGCCGAUGUUGGGAAAUCGUUUGAGCUCAAUCAGGGUGCUCGGAGCGCAACACAGCAGCUCGGAGAGCUGACAAUGGCCAAUGUCGACUUCGUUAGGAAUACCGGCUUCAUCCAGAGUCUGGUUCACAGUCUGCAUCGACAUGAUAUUCUGAGCGAAUAUGGUGUCCACAUGAUCCAACGCUUGCUCGCAAGUCAAAUCUCCCCGACUGAGAUUGUUUGGACGCACAUUCUGCCGACUGCAGGCGGAAUGGUCGCCAACCAAGCCCAGCUCUUCUCGCAAUGUCUUGACUACUACCUGUCCGAGGAAGGCUCUGUCCAUCUGCCAGAGAUCAAUCGACUUGCUAAGGAAGACACCCCUGAAGCUGAUGAUCUUUUGCUGAGAUACUUCAUGGAAGGCGCUCGUUUGCGCUCUUCGGUAGCUUUGCCUCGUUACGUGGCUAAGCCCACGGUGAUCGAAGAUGCCGGGAAAAAGCUGGCAUUGAAGACCGGCCAGCUGGUCUAUUGCAACUUGGUCGCCGCGUCAAGAGACCCCGUCUGCUUCCCGGAGCCUGAAACAGUUAGACUUGACCGUGACAUGAGCGCAUAUGCUCAUUUCGGAUGGGGCCCUCACCAGUGCCUCGGAAUGAGUCUCUGCAAGUUGGCGCUCACGACCAUGUUGAAGGUUGUAGGUCGUUUAGACAACCUCCGACGUGCUCCUGGCCCCCAGGGCCAGUUGAAGAAGAUUCCAAGCCAUGGAGGCAUAACCAUUUAUAUGACUGCCGAUCAGAGCAGUUUCUGGCCAUUCCCUUCGACCAUGAAAAUCCAGUGGGAUGGAGAGCUACCGCCUCUUGCUGCGAACUAA